Molecule: messenger RNA, 1470 nt
Organism: Candida tropicalis MYA-3404
Lineage: Eukaryota; Fungi; Ascomycota; Pichiomycetes; Serinales; Debaryomycetaceae
Product: E3 ubiquitin-protein ligase
Exons: 1
Coding region: 1-1470 (489 amino acids)
Biological process (GO): protein ubiquitination; DNA repair; mRNA splicing, via spliceosome
Cellular component (GO): Prp19 complex; cytoplasm; U2-type catalytic step 1 spliceosome
Molecular function (GO): protein binding; ubiquitin protein ligase activity
Source: RefSeq, a predicted model, not a curated record
AUGAUUUGUUCAAUAUCAGGAGAACCGGUUAAAGAACCAGUUGUUUCCCCAAAGAGUGGGGCUAUAUUUGAAAAGAAACAUAUAAUUAAUUACAUAUCAACAAGUGGAACCGAUCCCAUAACUGAUGAACCAUUGACAGAAGAUGAACUAAUUACAAUAAAAACAACAGAAAACUCGAGCACCAUUGCCCCACCACAACUUCCUACUUCAUCAAACACAUCUAUUCCUGCAUUACUUUCUACAUUUCAGAAUGAAUGGGAUGCCUUAGUAUUAGAAAUGUUCACAUUAAGAAAACAAUUAAAUCGUGCCAGAGAAGAACUUAGUAUCGCCUUGUAUAAACAAGAUGCUGCUAUUAAUGUAGCUGCCAAGGCAAUAAGAGAACGCGAUGAAGCAAAAGAAGCAUUGGAAAUGCUAACCCUGUCAUUAAGCGUGAGAGAUGAACCAAUGAAUGAUGUAAUUGAAGAUAGCAAAGAAGACAAUCUGGUGAAUAAGAUGCAAGAGUUGGAAAAAAUUACCAAUGCUAGGGAUGAACUUUUCAAAGUACAUAAAUCACAAAAAGUCAAGUUUCCAUUUGAUGUGGAUACCGUUGUUAAAUUAGAGUUGACUAAUAAAAAGGAUGUAUUUGAGUCUGAAAAAGUUUCACAAUAUUCAUACAAUAAAAACAUCAAGACUAUUGUGGGGGUAUGUGAAAAUUCGAUAAUCAAGCAAAGUUUCAUUGAUGGAGUGACUUCAUAUUUUGAAACUGCCAAACCUGAAUUAGCGGCUAUAUCCAACAACGGUGUUAUUGCAGCUGUUUCUUCAAACAUUGUAACAUUUUCUACUACUGAAAGUUCCAUUCCAUUGACAGGUGAACCUAAGCAAAUAAUACCCCAUCUGUCGCUAGACAUUUUCAUUAUUAUUACAGAUAAAAAUUGGAUGGUUGUAAACACAAAGUGUGCAUUAGUCACACACAACAUCGUCUUAUCAUCAGCAGCACUUCAUUAUGACGGAGAAAUUUUGGCUGCACAAGUUGAUAGUGAAAUCCAAUUAUUUAGUAUAAUAUCUGGCGAUCAAUUAGGUAAAUUUAGUGUUGGUUACAAUAACGUCGUCAAAAUUGAAUUUGCUAGCAAUGGGUACUGGUUACUUGUGUUGUCUGUCGAAAAGUCUACAAGUUUGAUACAAAUUUUUGAUUUAAGAAAAGGAACAGAAGCUCACAAACUCGAUUUCAAUGAUACAGUACUUAAUUUUAUCAUUGAUCCAACAACAAGUGCCCUUUUGACUUUUACUAAGAAAAUGUACACUAUUUCCAGAUAUACCAAAAAAACCAAAUCUUGGUCACAAGGUGAACCUGAAAAUUUGGAUGCUUCAUUCAAUCCAACACAUAUUGAAUUAUGUACCACAGUUUCUGAUAUACUUGAUAAUAACCCAAUUGAAGUUUUCACAGUAGACUUGAAGAAGAACUCAUUGGUAUAUAGUGAAAUAAGUAAAUAG